UGCUUGUUGCGCAACUCCGAGAAGAAGAAGGCGUACAAACGAGCGAGCACGAUUUAAAGCAAGUAAUUUAAUUUCGAGAUGGGAGAUGGGAGUGAUGAUGAGUACGACCGCAGGAGGAGAGACAAGUUCCGACGGGAGAGAAGUGAUUAUGAUCGUUCAAGAGAAAGAGAGGAUCGUCGCAGAGAUGACUGGAAUGACAGGGAGUGGGACAGGGGCAGGGAGCGCCGAAAUCGCGGUGAAUACCGAGAUUAUGACCGAGGUCGCAGAGAGAGAUUCUCUCCAUCCAGACAUGACAUGAGUCCCCAGCAGAAACGCAUGAGAAGAGACUGGGAUGACCACGGUGGAGACCCAUACCGUGGGGGGUAUGACUUGGGAUUUGGCGGUGGAGGAGGGCCGAGCUAUGGCCCACCGCAGCACUGGGUCCACCCUGAUCUGCACCUCAUGCAGCCUCAUCAGGGGAUCCCCAUUCAAGCAAGGCUUGGUAACAUCCACGACAUAGACCUGGGGCCUCCCCCUCCCAUAAUGAAGAGCUUCAAGGAGUUCCUGCUGUCUUUGGACGACUCUGUGGAUGAGACAGAAGCAGUGAAGCGCUACAACGAGUACAAGACUGACUUCCGCCGGCAGCAGAUGCAGGACUUCUUUUUGGCUCAUAAAGAUGAAGAGUGGUUCAGGUCCAAAUACCACCCGGAUGAGGCCAGCCGGCUUAAAGCAGAGGCUCAGAGCGCCCUGCACAACCGCCUGAAUGUCUUUCUGUUCCUGUUGGACAACAGCUGGUUCGAUAAUGUGUCCAUGGACAUUGAGCAGACCCCGGCCAUCAUCAAGGUUCUGGAUGCAGCUGUGAUAAAGAUGGAAGGAGGGACGGACCACGAUCUUCGCAUUUUGGACAUGCCACCUGAAGAGGAAGUCAACAGGGAGAAGUCUGCAACUGUUUCAGGAGGAGCUGAAUCUCCAAAGAAGGAAGACCUCAAAACACUGGCUGGAGACCGCAAACCCUCUGUGGAAAAAGACAAAACUGAGAAGGAGGAGAGUGAUUCUGCCGGCGCUGACGGAGAGGUCGCAGCAGACGAGGAGGAUGUGAAAGAGGAGGCAAAGAAAGAAGACGUUAAAGAAGAAAUGCCUGAACCCAAGAAGGCGAGAAGAAAGAGGAAGAGGAGCGAGGACAGUGAUGAUGAAGCCAGCGCCUCGGAGAGCGACUCCGAUUCAGAUUCAGACUCCAACUCUAACUGCUCCGACAAACCUGACAGGAAGGAAGAGGCAGAGGACAAGGAGGAAGAAGCAGAGGACAAGGAUGAGGAAGAAGAGGACAAGGAUGAGGAAGAAGAGGACGAAGAAGAAAAGGAAAAGCCUGAAGUAGACGAGAAAGAAGAGAAGAAGGUCAAAGACGACUCUCCCAGACCGCGGCCUCUUCACAAGACUUGUUCUCUGUUCAUGAGGAGCAUUGCUCCGACUAUUUCCAAGGCUGAGAUUAUCGCUCUGUGUCGGCGGUACCCUGGUUUUCUGCGUGUUUGCUUGUCUGACCCUCAUCCAGAGCGCAGGUUUUUCAGACGCUGCUGGGUGACGUUUGACCGAAGCGUCAAUAUCAAGGAAAUCUGUUGGGACCUACAGAACAUACGUCUUCGAGACUGUGAACUGGCUCCAGGGGUGAACAGGGAUUUGGCUCGCAGGGUGCGCAACAUUAAUGGUAUCACUCAGCAUAAACAGGUGCUCCGCAACGACAUCAAGCUGUCUGCAAAGCUCAUCCAUGCUUUGGAUGAGAAGGGGAGCCUGUGGAGCAGCAAGCCUCAAGAGGACGGCCAGUCGGAGUUGCCAGCUCAGAAUCCGGUGCUGAAGAAUAUCACUGACUACUUGAUCGAGGAGGUGAGCGCUGAGGAAGAGGAGCUCCUGGGCUCGGGGGGUGGAUUGGAUCCUGAGGAGAGCACCAAGGAGGGAAACCCGACUGAGAUGACCGUGGAGAGGGACGACAAAUUAGCCAAGGUUUUGGAUCGUUUGAUCUUGUAUCUGCGGCUCGUGCAUUCAGUGGACUACUACAACACGUGUGAAUACCCGAGCGAGGAUGAGAUGCCCAAUCGCUGCGGCAUGAUCCACGUUCGUGGACCGAUUCCUCCCAACCGCAUCACACAAGGAGAGGUGCAACAGUGGCAGAAAAUGAUGGAGGAGAAGUUGGCUCCUUUGUUCAGUUUAAAAGAAGUCCUGUCUGAGGAAGAGGCAGUGAAGAUGGGUCGUAAGGACCCCGAGGAGGAGGUGGAGAAGUUUGUGUCUGCCAACACUCAGGAGCUGGGAAAAGACAAGUGGCUCUGCCCUCUGAGCGGCAAGAAAUUCAAGGGUCCAGAGUUUGUACGGAAGCACAUUCUGAACAAACACGGGGACAAAAUUGAGGAGGUGAAAAAGGAGGUUGUGUUUUUCAACAACUUCCUGAUGGAUGCCAAGAGGCCGUCGCUUCCUGAGAUCAAACUUCCACCCCCUCCUGGACCAGGGCAAGGUUUGCUUUCUCCUGCUUUGCCUUUUCCUCCCCAAGGUCCUCAGGGUCCGAUGGGUUUUGGUCAGCCUCGUCCACCUCUGAUGGGAUACGGCGUUGGGCCUCCUUACCCACCCAGUCAGUUUGGAGGAGGCAGAGGAAACUAUGACAACUUCCGCGGUCAAGGUGGCUACCUGGGAAAGCCACGCAUCAGAAUGUCCCGAGGCGAUCCACGGAACAUCAUCGAGUAUCGAGACCUGGACGCACCUGACGAUAUGGACUUCUUUUAGAGAGUCCGCUCAGCCCUUCCUACCUUUACUCCAUCACAGUGUUUUGUUCUGCCUGUUUUUGUAGUACGUAACAUUAUUUCUUUUCAUAAGCAUUUCAUUUUGUAAGGAUUGUGCAACUUCAAGAUGCUUCUGUACUGCUGUAAACUGAUUCAUCAAUA
This is a messenger RNA of Nematolebias whitei (Rio pearlfish), 2903 nucleotides long. RefSeq names its product serrate RNA effector molecule homolog (Arabidopsis) (gene srrt). Gene Ontology annotation, biological process: mRNA processing; primary miRNA processing. The record is from RefSeq and is a predicted model, not a curated record. The transcript is spliced from 20 exons. NCBI's taxonomy places the organism in Eukaryota, Metazoa, Chordata, Actinopteri, Cyprinodontiformes, Rivulidae. Gene Ontology annotation, cellular component: nuclear body. Bases 79 to 2745 code for a protein of 888 amino acids.